Molecule: messenger RNA, 1719 nt
Organism: Phoenix dactylifera (date palm)
Lineage: Eukaryota; Viridiplantae; Streptophyta; Magnoliopsida; Arecales; Arecaceae
Source: RefSeq, a predicted model, not a curated record
CAUUUUUUUUAAUUAAAAAUGACAUAGCAAUCAAAAGUAGAGGUGCAUUCACCAAUCCCACAUUCUUAUAUUCUAAUAUAAAUUUGAAGAAGUCUGCAACGCGUGCGCAGAAACUUCGAGCCUCCCGGUUCCCACGGCCUGUAUACAUUAAUCCUACCCAUAAAUCAUUGAAGCCUCCCCAGAAUAGAAGUUGCCGCUGUUCCGUUUCCCACCCUAUGGAACCCAAUCGAGCGGACCAGAUCUUACCCUGGUGCCACGUGGCUGCCAUCCCGUACCCCGGCCGAGGCCACAUCAAUCCCAUGAUGAGCCUGUGCCGGCUCCUCGCCUCCCGUGGCCUCCCUCGUCUCCGUCGUCCUCACCGAGGAGUGGCUCGGCUUGCUCGGCUCCGGCUCCGCCUCGCCACCGGCCGCCCAACCUCCGGCUCGUCUCCAUCCCCAACGUCAUCCCCUCCGAACGGAGCCGCGGAGCCGAUUUGAGAGGCUUCGGUCCAGGCCGUCUACACCAGGAUGGAGGAGCCCGUCGAGCGGCUCCUCGAGCGGCUUCGAGCCGCCGGUUGAACUCCAUCGUAGUGGACGCUAACCUCGUGUGGGCGGCCGAGAUCGGGAGGCGGAGGAGUAUUCCGGUGACGUCGUUUUGGACGGAAGCGGCUUCCGUGCUUUUAGCCUUGUGUCGUUUUGGCGAGCUCGACGAUGGGGCCCCAAACGCCUGUCGACUUAUCAGGCAGAGAAGAGGAAGCUCUGAGCUACAUGCCUAUUUCAAAGCCCAUCAUGUCUAUUAAGUCUGCCCAAGACAGCUUAAAGGCAUUCAUACAAUCAUUCUCUUGGUUCAACGUAGCUCGAGGUCUCCUCCUCCCCACUUUUUAUGAUCUUGAAAGCUAUGCAAUAGAUACUCUCAAGUCCAAGCUCCCUCUCCCCAUCUAUCCAAUAGGCCCCUCCAUUCCCUACAUGACGCUCGACAAUCCACACUGCGACACCAACUCCACGAGCGACUACGUCGUCAAGUGGUUGGAUUCUCAACCAAGAAGCUCGGUUCUCUACAUUUCUUUAGGCAGCUUCUGGCCCAUCUCUGGCACUCAGAUGGAAGAGAUGGCAUCAGGGCUGCAAGCAAGUGGCGUUCGCUUCCUAUGGAUCGUGCGAGAAGAGUGUAAGCUUCUUCAAGACCUGAGUGCAGAGAUGGCCUUGGUGGUGCCAUGGUGUGACCAACUAAGGGUGCUGUGCCACCCUUCCGUCGGUGGUUUCUUGACGCAUUGUGGCUGGAGUUCGACGAUGGAGGGUGUGUUUGCCGGCGUGCCAAUGCUUACCUUCCCUUUGAUAUGGGAUCAAUUCCCAAACAGUAAGCUAAUUGUGGAUGUUUGGAAGGUUGGUGUCAGGGUAAAGGAGUCAGAAGAGCAGGUUGUAGGGAGGGAAGAGAUUGCGAAGGUGGUGCAUUACAUGAUGAACUUGGAUGCGUUGGAGAGCAAGGAACCAAGGAGAAGGGCCAAGGAGCUCAAGGAGAAGUGUCGCAGGGCAUUGGGAGAUGCUGGCUCAUCAGCCAUCAACCUUGAUGCCUUUGUACAAGAAAUUUUAGACAAAAACUGUGGCAAUGCUCAAACAGCAUGACACUAUAUUGACUUGUAUGACUGAAGUACUCAUGUUUGGAGGCUUACCAUACCUAGAUGCUUUGCUAAGAUGAGAGAAAACCAACCUUUGUUGUCUGAGCAAUGCUUCUCUAUCCGAAAUG